UCAUGUUCUUUAAUUUUCUACAAUCCAAUUAAGAAAAACUACGAACUUCUCAAACAAUUAUAAUUUAUAUGUAUAUGACAUAUAUAUAUGUUCAUAUAUUAUUACGUAAAUAAUUCGCUAAGAUAUGUUAAAUAUUAAUAUAACAUUAAACAUACAUAUAUACAUAUAAUUUAUAACAGGACAUUUACAAAGAACUUGCGUCAGUAUUAUAAAUUAUAAUAAAAUACUAAAAUAAUCAAUUCGUUGAUCAAAGAAAUCAUAAAAUAUUAUCAAAAUGUUAACACAAUUUGUAAAAGUAAGCUUUCAGAAUCAAUCCAAAAAGGUUUUUUCAUCGAGACAGACAAAUCUUUACAACAUACUCCUUUCAAGCAAUAGGAAAGCAUCAUCGAAAGAAAAAAUUGUAGAUGAUGAAUGUUCAAAUGAACCUAUCAAAUAUUCUACAUCAAAAGCAUCAACUUGGCUUGCUUCCCAAAUUCGUCAACGUCAAUUUGAAAGACAUCCAUAUGAAUCUAAUGUUAUAACAAUUAGUAUAAUCAUUUUUAUGAUUUAUUUCUUUAUUUUAAGAGAAGAGAACGAUAUAGAUCUAUCUCUUAAUAAAUCGCUGUCAGAACUUGUACCUAAUAUUAACAAAACAAAUGCAUUAUCUUCCAAGAGAUUAUAACUGUAAAUACUGUAUUGUAGUAAUCGGUUUUUGUAUGUAAUUGAAUUUUUUGAUUCAUCCAUAUAUAUAUUAUUUCUUUUUUUUUCUUAAAUUAUCAAUUAAAUAAAUAGUUAAUUAUUGAACUUA
This is a messenger RNA of Vespa crabro (European hornet), 787 nucleotides long. RefSeq lists its product as uncharacterized. The record is from RefSeq and is a predicted model, not a curated record. The transcript has 2 exons. The coding region runs from base 275 to 661 and encodes 128 amino acids. NCBI's taxonomy places the organism in Eukaryota, Metazoa, Arthropoda, Insecta, Hymenoptera, Vespidae.